This is a messenger RNA of Lathyrus oleraceus (garden pea), 1277 nucleotides long. Its product is annotated as serine/threonine-protein phosphatase BSL1-like. The coding region runs from base 1 to 900 and encodes 299 amino acids. Lineage: Eukaryota; Viridiplantae; Streptophyta; Magnoliopsida; Fabales; Fabaceae. The record is from RefSeq and is a predicted model, not a curated record. The transcript is spliced from 8 exons.
AUGGAAUGGUCGGAAGAUGGGAAAACAUUGAAACCUAUUUGCCUGCUACAGCUUUGCCGAAUUGGGGUGAUACUAUAUGACUGGUUAGACAUUGCCUGGUUGAAAAACUACUACAAUUUUGGGUUUGAUCAUUUCAACAUGUCAUGGAGAAAGAUUGGUGUAUGGGGUCUUGUUGAUUGCCUAUUGGGGGAAUGCAGGCUUAUCAUUCUUGUGCACGGACUAUUUAAAUUUUAUGACAAUUUGAUAUGUGUUGAUUUUACCAGCUUUGACAAAUAUUCUCUGGAGAAACUGAGGGAGGCAUCAGCUGCUGAAGCUGAGGCAGCUAGUGCUGUUUGGCAAUCUGUGCAAGCUAUAUCAACUGGUCCCGUUGAUGAAACAUCUGUGUCAGAUGACAACUCACAUGCUGCAGACACAGUUGCAGAUGGAAGUGACACAAAGGGAGAUGUUCACCUUCAUCCUAGAGCUGUUGUAGUUGCUAAAGAGGCUAUAGGUAACCUAGGUGGAAUGGUGAGACAAUUGUCACUCGAUCAAUUUGAAAAUGAAAGCAGACGCAUGCUUCCCAUAAACAGUGAUUCACCAUAUCCUACAAAAAAGUUCACCAGGCAGAAAUCCCCUCAGGGUUUACAUAAAAAGAUAAUUUCAAAUUUGCUCAGGCCUCGCAACUGGAAAGCGCCUGCAAAUAGGCGGUUCUUCUUGGAUUCUUAUGAAGUGGGUGAGCUUUGUUAUGCUGCUGAGCAAAUAUUUAUGCACGAACCAACUGUUCUUCAGCUGAAAGCUCCUGUCAAAGUAUUUGGUGAUCUUCAUGGUCAGUUUGGUGAUUUGAUGCGACUAUUUGAUGAAUAUGGAUUUCCUUCAACCGCAGGAGACAUCACAUUGAAUAUCCUGACAAUGUUCACUUGAUAUGUGGAAAUCAUGAAGCUGCUGACAUAAAUGCAUUAUUUGGUUUUCGUAUAGAGUGCAUUAAACGAAUGGGUGAAAAUGACGGCAUAUGGGCGUGGACAAGAUUCAAUCAACUUUUUAACCAUCUUCCACUCGCUGCACUUAUUGAAAAGAAAAUUAUAUGUAUGCAUGGUGGCAUUGGAAGAUCUAUCCAUUCAGUAGAACAGAUAAAGAAGAUUGAAAGGCCCAUAACAAUGGAUGCAAGAUCUAUUAUUUUAAUGGAUCUUUUAUGGAUGGUACAAAUGAGCAGUUAGGGAUUAUUCCUCGAGCUAUUGAAGAACUCUUUCGUCAAGCGUCAAUGGAUGCUUCAAUGGAUGCUAGACUGGAGAACACAUGAA